CAGGAGGCCUCUCUGUUCCAACGGCUUUCAGGUUUUCAGUUGCCGUCGCGUCACUACCGUUGGUAGUAGUCCUUGGAGAGCUGUUACCUGCGCACCACCACCAUGGCUGCAGAAAAAUGUUCCCUUACUGAAGGCAAAAAGAAACGAGAAGAGCUGGUCAGGACCCUGUCAUGGCAGCACCUGGUGAAGCAGAGGGAGGAGGAGGAGGAAGAAGAAGAAGAGGCACUGAAGAAGGAAGAGGAGGAGGAGGAAGAGGAGGAGGAAGAGGAGGAGGAGGAAGAGGAAGAAGAGGAAGGGCCAGACAGUAGCUCUGACGACCUGAGCCCCAAGACCCCCUGCAUGCACCCAGAUCUCCUGGAGCUGGCGGUGGACCGAGAGAAGUGCCGCAACAUCCGCAGGCAGUACCGGCAGCUCAUCUACACGGUGCAGCAGAACCGCGAGGACAUCGUGAACACGGCCAGCGACUCGCUGACCGAGGCCCUGGAGGAAGCCAAUGUGCUGUUCGACGGGGUGAGCAGAACCAGAGAGGCAGCCCUGGACGCCCAGUUCCUGGUUUUGGCCUCUGAUCUGGGUAAAGAAAAGGCAAAGCAAUUAAACUCCGAUAUGAGCUUUUUUAAUCACGUCGCCUUCUGUGACCUGCUGCUGGUGUUUGUGGGCCUCAACUGGGUGGAGGAGGAAUGCGAAGAAUUGAGCAACUGUGAUGAUAGCAUAGCUCUUUCCUUCUGGAGCGCGCUGCACAGGGAAGCCAAGUCCUGGAUGCUGCAAGCUGAAAUGUUCCACUUCAUUUUUGGUUCUUUUAAGGCAGAACGUUCUGCACGAAAGCCCCGGCUUGAACAUCACAAGAGAGCUUGCAAAAUGGAAGGAAGUGGGGAUAUGCCUACAAAGUUGAGGAAACUGGAUGUGCAUGCUAAUCAGGAGACGACCGAAAAAGAAGUCGAGAGAAUCUUGGGAUUGCUGCAAACCUACUUUCAGAAGUACCCCGAUACUCCAGUGUCGUAUUUUGAGUUUGUGAUUGAUCCAAACUCAUUCUCUCGCACUGUGGAGAAUAUCUUCUAUGUGUCUUUUAUUAUUAGGGAUGGUUUUGCAAGAAUAAGGCUUGACCAAGACAGACUGCCGAUUCUGGAACCAACCAAUGUUAACCAGGUGGAUGAAGAAAAUGAUUCCUGUUCUUACUGCAGGAAACAAGGAGUUAUAUCUUUGAGUUUACAGGACUGGAAAAAUAUUGUCUCCACUUUUGAAAUUUCAGAGGCUAUGAUCAAAAACUCAUACUAAAGAGUUUUAUUUGUAGUGUAUGACUCCAUCUUGAACUAGCAUUGAAAAAUGGAAUCUAAACAGAAGCAUAUACUCUAGUAAACUAUUUUCAAGAACAAAUGAAAUUGUCUGUGCUUACUUGAUAAUAAGGUUGUAAUCUUAAAAGUUCAUUAUGCUUAUGGGAAAUUUUUUUUGAAAUCCAAAUCUCAGUAAGCUCCUGAGUUUCUUAGAUGGUAUUAGCCAACUUGCUAAAAACAAAAACCAGGACUCACUGUGAUCCUGAAUUGCUUUGUCUGAUGUGGCAAACUUAAGGGUAAUGGGGCUUUUCAUCAAGUUGGGGAAAGAGUGAGAAAAGAGACAAGAAAAGUCAGUAGUAUUAAGGCUAAAAAUUCCUAGGUAUAUGCUUCUUUUCAAAAAGUGGAUCUCUGUAUUCUGAACUUUGUUUUUGAUAAAUGAAUCUAAUAAAAAAUAUGUGUGUACACUGACAAGACUGAAGUUAGUUAACUAAGGCUUGAAAGGUAGGUCCAAAUUUAGACAACGAAGAAAGCAUUCUGGGUUGUUUUGAGCCCACGGAAUUGUGGCUGUCCUGGAAGUCACAGUAAUCUGCCUGCACCUGCCUCUGCCUCCCACCACACUGAGCGUGAAGGCAUUCUAGGUAAGGUCAGAUGUGUGCAAUUGAGACAAGUUGGGAGAGGAUGUGCAGAUUUAUAGAAAACUUUACACUUGACUAUGAAGCUGGCAGGAAUUGCUAUGACCUCACCACUGUUCUGGGGCAGACAAUAUUUUUUAUCACUCCUAGUUGCAGGCCUUACCUCUGACUAAUGUCACCAGUCAGUGUCCUCGUGAUUUCUACAGCAGAGUAUCACUGAGAUUUCGUGAUGUUUCAAUUCGUAACAACUUUGAUUGUCCCAAUGAACAUCGCUUUAAAAAACAAAAGCCCAAGGUUGACUCUGUAUCUGGUCUAUACCGUGAGAAUUCUCCAUCCACCCCUGGUGCUUGUGCCCUAGAUGCCCAGUUUCUUGUGGGCCAAAGUUGGAAACUAGGUGCUGAUUUGAGUAGUCGGGCUGACUGUGUAGCCUUUUGCUUCUGGAAGAUUGCAUCAGAGGAAGCAAGUCAGGAACUCCUGUUGCAGUUGUUUGAAUUUUUUUCUUUCUCUUGGUACCUUGCAGUUUUAAGAGUGUAAAUCACAGGACAACUGGGGAUGUGGUCCAGUGGUUAGGUGCUUUCCUAGCAUGAGUCCUGUUUUAGCUUCUAUCCCCAACAUGAGUGGGGCGUCUCUGUGUGGCCAAUUUAUCUGAUGGUCAGUAUAGAAAAUUCCAGAAGAGACAGUGGCCAUGCCCUGAAUAGAAAGAAGUCUUCUGAAUGUAAGUCUUUGUUGCUGAGAAGUGCUGCCACUCAUGUGGUCAGUGGUAUUUUUGUUCCACUCAAUAGUAAGUUUUACUACUAAGUCUAUAGUGGUUCGGGGAGGGAAAUCCAGGAUCUUUGUGUAGGGAGAGUUCAUCACACCAGCAGUGCAUAGAGAAUUCAGGAAAAAAAAAAAAAAACAAAAAUCCUUUCCAAUGCAAACUACUUUCUGUUGUAAGUAGCUGUCUUUCCCCCUUUCUUCACACCAAGAAGUGCACGGGCCACCCUUCAGGCUGAGGGAGCAUCCUCCGCCUUGCUGUUCCUCAUCCCCACAUCUCCGCAGCGCCCUGGCUUUCCUUUGGAUGUCCUUUGGAAAGAGAAUUAGGCGAUAGGAGAUGUUGAGUUGUAGAAAGUAACCGGAUAGCAGAUCUUGCUUGUCAACACUUUAAAAUGAGAAGAUGUGGUAAGAGAAGUGGGGGGACUUACGGGCUUUGUUUUAAAGUCAGAUUUUUAUGGAAAGGGCGUUUUACGAUCCAUAUCAGCCCUAACCUGGGCACCUCAGAUGUUGGUUUGCCAGGUGAAAAUCCUGCCUGCUGUCGAGGGCUUUAAUCCCAAUCCGGAGUUCCUCCCCUGCUUUGAUCAUUCAGUGCCCAGAUGAAAAAGACACAGCCUU
Apodemus sylvaticus (European woodmouse) is the source of this 3268-nucleotide messenger RNA. RefSeq names its product EP300 interacting inhibitor of differentiation 3 (gene Eid3). The coding region runs from base 103 to 1272 and encodes 389 amino acids. NCBI's taxonomy places the organism in Eukaryota, Metazoa, Chordata, Mammalia, Rodentia, Muridae. The record is from RefSeq and is a predicted model, not a curated record. Gene Ontology annotation, biological process: DNA repair. The transcript has a single exon. Gene Ontology annotation, cellular component: nucleus; Smc5-Smc6 complex.